AUGAUUAUGAAGCUGAUAAAAAAUUUCGAAGCGAGAUGCAAACGUUGGAAAAACCUGUUUCGAACAGAUUUCAGUUGUCAAGACGAUGCAUGGAAAAUGCGACAAGUUGUCUGUAAGCUUGGGUCAAACGAACAGUCCAGAUUUGUUGACCAUAUUCUUCUCAAACAGCCCAAGGAUAUGAAAUUUGACGAAGUGAUCUUGUUCAGUAUCCGUUACGAGUAUCUGAAAAUUGGCAAACGGGAUACGGAGGGUUAUGGGAUGCUUACCGAUUUAGUCAAUCAAGAUGCGGACAUUCGUACCCGUUUAUCAUCCAAACUUGAUUUGGACCCGGGUGUAAAUCGGAAUUCUUUCAUGGCCGAUUCCAGACAUCUUCUCUGCCCGAAGCAUGAUACUGCGUUGGCCAAAAAGAAGAUCCACACAGUUGAUAUCAAUCAAAUGUAUUGCCCAAAUAAUCAGCCAUCCGUGACAAGCUUCAAACGCCUGUUAGUACAUUGGUCCAAAGUGCACCAUGUUGUGUUUGGUCUAAGCGUACGAAUGACACGAGCGACUCUUUCUUAA
Molecule: messenger RNA, 558 nt
Organism: Echinostoma caproni
Lineage: Eukaryota; Metazoa; Platyhelminthes; Trematoda; Plagiorchiida; Echinostomatidae
Source: the annotation of a GenBank genome assembly